UUUUGUUUUCAAUUAUUGUAUAUUUUUCAAAAGCAGUAAUUUUAUUUGAGUUUCAAUUCAGCUUCAUUUAAAAAACACAUCAUGGCACCGGUAACACUAUCUACUGCGUAUUUUCUGUGCCUCCUUGCUGCAACAGCAAAUUCACUGUCUUGUAUUCCUUGUGGUGACAACGAAUGUCCCGACGUUCCUUGCCCAAAAGGUGUCACAGUGGUGAAGGAUGAGUGCGGGUGCUGUGAUGUAUGUUCAAAACAGAGAGGUGAAAAAUGUGGAGGUAGUUUUGACAUAUUCGGAGUUUGCGACCCGAAUAAAUCACUCGUAUGUACCAUGGAUGAACCUACCUGUGACCUGGAUUUCAACCUAGAGCCAGUGCCUGGACCUGAACCGUCGCCAUAUGGAAAAUGCCAGAAUCCACUAUUUAUUAAAAUCAUUGAGUUCUACUGUAGUUACUGGCAGAAAAUCAUCGAUCUACUGAAAAAACUUCGCAGCAAAAAGAAUGAUUGAAUGUUUCAUGAAAUUUACUUCUGUCUGUUUGUAAAUAGUUUUGUAUAUCAAUAUGUGUGAAAAUGUAAAUAAACUAGAAUUAGCAAGUAU
Styela clava is the source of this 591-nucleotide messenger RNA. RefSeq names its product single insulin-like growth factor-binding domain protein-2. Gene Ontology annotation, cellular component: extracellular region. Gene Ontology annotation, biological process: regulation of signal transduction; regulation of cell growth. The record is from RefSeq and is a predicted model, not a curated record. NCBI's taxonomy places the organism in Eukaryota, Metazoa, Chordata, Ascidiacea, Stolidobranchia, Styelidae. Gene Ontology annotation, molecular function: insulin-like growth factor binding.